AUGAAUAAAAAUAUAUAUAGUUUAGUUAGAAUUGUUUCUUGUAUCAUUUUGAUCAUAAUAAUACCAUAUUCAACAAAUAAUAGUUUGUUUAAUAAACCUUUUGGUGUAAAUAGAAACUUCAAUGACAAAAAAAAAAUAAAUAGAAGGUGUUUAUCUGAAGGAAUGGGGAAUAGUUAUCCCGGAAUAGAAUUACCUAAUAUUAUCAGCAUUGAAGAAUAUCAAUAUAAUAAUAAUCCAAAUUAUCUAAAAAACCCAAAAAACGAUGAUCAAAAUAAACCAGAGGUAUCAUCAGUAUAUCGAGGAGCCAACGAUAGUAAUUAUAUCGACUACUAUUAUAAAACGCUAAAUAACAAUUAUAUGCCUAAUUAUUAUGAAAAUAAUGAGGUAAUAAAAUAUAACGAGCCAAAGUUUCCUUAUAAUACCAUGGCAUCGGUAUUAAAUUCUGUAAUAGAAGGCACUCCACUAAAUAAGCCAGAGUCACCUUCCUUUGAAUUAGCAUUACGUAAUAUUGGAGAUUAUGUAAUCAAGGAAGUAUUUUCUCCUUCCUUUAUAAAUAAUAUUAUGCCCCUUGGUGGUAUAGUAGUUUUAUGUUAUGUGGCGGGGAUGCUAGCAACCCUUUUAAGGUAUAUGAUAUCAAUUUAUUACUUAGGAAGAUUAUUAAAAAUGUGGUAUAUGAAAGCAUGCAGUAGAACGAAAGGGAAUACCAAUAAGAAGAACCUUCCACCCCCUUAUGAAUAG
This is a messenger RNA of Plasmodium vinckei vinckei, 738 nucleotides long. Its product is annotated as Plasmodium exported protein, unknown function. The record is from RefSeq and is a predicted model, not a curated record. The transcript is spliced from 2 exons. Bases 1 to 738 code for a protein of 245 amino acids. Lineage: Eukaryota; Apicomplexa; Aconoidasida; Haemosporida; Plasmodiidae.